UCUGAAGCAAAUGGCAGCUUUGCUAUCCACCUGUUAAAGAUACUAUGUCAAGACAACCCUUCGCAUAACGUGUUUUAUUCUCCUGUGAGCAUCUCGUCUGCCCUGGCCAUGGUCCUCCUGGGAGCAAAGGGAAACACUGCAGCCCAGAUGGCCCAGGCGCUUUCUUUAAACACAGAGAAAGACAUUCAUCGGAGUUUCCAGUCACUCCUCUCUGAAGUGAACAAACCCGGCACGCAGUACUUACUGAGAAUAGCCAACAGGCUCUUUGGAGAGAAAACUUGCAAAUUCCUCUCGACGUUCCAGGAGUCCUGUCUUCAGUUCUACCAGGCCGAGUUAGAACAGCUUUCCUUUAGGGAAGCUGCAGAGGAGUCCAGGAAACAUAUAAACACUUGGGUCUCCAAAAAGACUGAAGGUAAAAUUCAAGACCUGUUGCCGGUCAGUGCAAUUAACACAGAGACGAGGCUAGUUCUUGUCAACGCCAUCUACUUCAAAGGAAGGUGGAAUGAAGAAUUUGACAAAACAUACACGAGGGAAAUGCCUUUCAAAAUAAAUCAGAAGGAGCAAAGGCCCGUGCAGAUGAUGUUUCAGGAAGGGACCUUCAACAUGGCGUGUGUCAGCGAGGUGCGGGCGCAGCUGCUGGAGCUGCCGUAUGCGGGGCAGGAGCUGAGCAUGCUGGUUCUGCUGCCCGACGACGGCGUGGAUCUCAGCUCGGUGGAAGAAAGCCUCACUUUUGAGAAACUGAUGGCCUGGACCAAGCCAGAGUGUAUGAAGAGUACCGACGUUGAAGUUUUCCUCCCAAGAUUUAAGCUGCAAGAGAAUUACGACAUGGAAUCUGUGCUUCGGCAUUUGGGAAUGGUCGAUGCCUUGGUCCAGGGCAAGGCUGACUUGUCGGCAAUGGCAGCUGAGACCGAUCUGUGUCUGUCCAAGUUUGUGCACAAGAGUUUCGUGGAGGUGAACGAGGAAGGCACGGAGGCGGCGGCGGCUUCGGCCAUUGUGGUGGUGGAAUGUUGUCUGGUCUCUGGACCUCGCUUCUGUGCCGACCACCCCUUCCUCUUCUUCAUCAGGCACAACAGAACCAACACCCUUCUGUUCUGUGGCAGGUUCUCGUCCCCGUAGGGGCGUGCUUACUGCGCGUGGAAGCGUUUCCCUCUUUCUGUGUCCCAGAUCCUUGUCUAUAGCUCGGCGAGGAUCUGGAAAGCCAAGUGCAAAGAGGAGGGUGGAUGUUUCAUUUGUCUGAACGGUUUUCCAGCCUAAUGUCGUGAUGCUGCAUACUCUGCUGUCCCCGUGCUGACCACUCAUUUCUGCUCCUUACUCAAGGUCCUAGGACAACAGAUGCUGUUGUAUUUGAGAUGCACUUCAAACCCCAUAGGAGUUUUGGAGUACACUGAGUUUAGGUGCACAGUUUUCCUAGGUGGUCCCUAAUGUAUUUCCCACUCAUUCCACAUGCAAAUCCUACCCGUGACACUGUGCUUUCCAGGUGCCUCAAAUCUUGUCACAUACCUCCCUCAGCCUCACCGAGUAGUCAUAAGUGCUGCUAGAUAUCACUGCUAUUUUAUAUGACUAGUUUCCUGGCACUUGGAUGUUUUACAAAAGUUUCUUUAAUGCAUAUUUUUAUUUUUAACUUGCCGGCGUAUGCGCGUGCUCGCUGGGCAGAGACAGAGAGAGAAAGAGAGAGAGAGGGCAGUGAGAAACCACCUCUGUGGGGAGCGGUCAUGCCACAGUCCCUUCUCCUCGAGCCUUUUGGUCUGGGACUCAGUCAUGCGGUGGGCCAUAUGGGGUCCAGCCGUGUUAAUCACCACACCGUGGGCUGGCCCUGUUUUUAUCUUUGACAAUUACCAGUCACUGAGUAUAUGCCAGAUACUGCGUGAGGUAUCGAGGACACAGGGGACAGGGUCAUGGUCCUCUGACACCCAGUUUUUAUCUGUGCCCAAUUUAUAUAGCCCUUAUGACAACCAGGUUACAGCGUUUCGUGUCUGAACUUAACAUGUGACCUUCUUGUGGGGAUGACGCUUUUCUUCACAAUACUGUAUUUCUCCACCUCCAACAGUAAAAACUUUAUUCAACCCUUAAAGCGCAUUUCAAAUGCCAUCUUCUUCAAGACAGUUUUCUC
Molecule: messenger RNA, 2110 nt
Organism: Tupaia belangeri chinensis (Chinese tree shrew)
Lineage: Eukaryota; Metazoa; Chordata; Mammalia; Scandentia; Tupaiidae
Gene: SERPINB9
Product: serpin family B member 9
Exons: 6
Coding region: 109-1116 (335 amino acids)
Biological process (GO): negative regulation of endopeptidase activity
Cellular component (GO): cytoplasm
Molecular function (GO): serine-type endopeptidase inhibitor activity
Source: RefSeq, a predicted model, not a curated record